ACAAAAGAUAAUACUCGAUCGGGGUCUGGAGCUGGGUCACAAAGGUCAUGGCAUUUAAUGCCGAAAUUUGAAUUUUUGGCCGAAACGAUGAGGUGUAGGAAAACUUCCGGCUCAAUUCUUCAACCAGUCAACACCAACGACUUACCACGGAGCGACUUUUUUGAUACCGAAACCUCAUUGAAUGUAGAAGCACUGGACGAUAAUUUCAUUGACAUUGACAAUACCCCUGAAAUUACUCUAACCCCAAAUUACUCAAAAACACAACUACCAUCAACAUCAUCAGCUGUUUCAUUGCAAUCGACACCAUUAGCAAAUCCCGCUGCCUUAUUAGAUGUCCUCCCACCAACACCAAAUCAGGAGCUCGAAUUCGCGAUGCACUUUUCAAAGAGAGCUCCAAAGUCCUAAAGCAAAUUAGUGAAGUUGUGAACUCCGACGAAAAAAAUGCAGAAGAACUUGAAAAUCAUUUAAAAAUAUUCGACUAUAUGAGGCGGCAGUCCUUUCGUUUACCUCUAGAACAACGAAACAAACUAAGACGAAAACUAAUGGAUGUGUAUUGGGAACACAUAUUUUAA
Molecule: messenger RNA, 572 nt
Organism: Episyrphus balteatus (marmalade hoverfly)
Lineage: Eukaryota; Metazoa; Arthropoda; Insecta; Diptera; Syrphidae
Exons: 2
Coding region: 58-405 (115 amino acids)
Source: RefSeq, a predicted model, not a curated record